Molecule: messenger RNA, 234 nt
Organism: Anisakis simplex (herring worm)
Lineage: Eukaryota; Metazoa; Nematoda; Chromadorea; Rhabditida; Anisakidae
Source: the annotation of a GenBank genome assembly
AUGAACCGUGCAUGCUGCAACCUGGAAAGGGAGAAGGAAUGGCAUAAGGUUCUUAUGAGGAGUAGAGAACGUCGCUUUUGUGACAAGGUCGGUGCGCUCAUCGAUCAUUUCCCCGAGGCGUUUGAAAUGCAUUGGAUGAGACUUGAGUCGGUUAUGCUCAUUGAAGCAUGCAAAUGGAUGAAUAUAGGAAGAGGAUAUGCCCAAAUGUCGAUGCCCAUAUGCCCGAUUGCUUGA